AAAAAAAACAUAUGAGUAAAUGAGCUAUUAAUAAUGUUAAUGAUACUUUAAUAAAGACAAAGAUUAUUAUAUAGAUAUUUAGUAUAGUGUACAUCAGCUUAUGCUAUACCUAUGAUAAAAAACAUAAAAAAAUACAUUAAAUGCAGUCUUGAUCAAUAUAUAAGUGUUGGUCUUUUGGGACCUGUCUGCCCUGAAGAACGUAUGAGGUAAUACAGUAACCUGAAGGCCACAAUACUAUUGUAUUCAAAAUGACCUGUAAUCUCCUCACUUUGUUCUAGCACUAGUUGCCUCAACUUAUUAAUCACUAGCAGUCAGUCAAUGCAGUAGCCACAGUAUUCUGGAGUGCAGCUCUCAGGACAACUUUCCAAAAAUAUAUCCAGAAAGAAAUCUGACAACACUGAAAACAACUAUGCAUAUGAACUUGUUAGUACUGUGUGUUGCCAUGCAACACUUUGUUAUCCAAGCUGCGAGUAAGGAAGGUAUCCAGGCAAAUUUAGAUGAGUAUAUGAUGCCUGGAAUUCCAGGGCUACCAGGCCUGCAUGGACCACCGGGAAUUGAUGGGAAUACAGGCAUUAAUGGCUUUACAGGACACCAAGGCUUUCCUGGAAAGGUUGGACCUAGAGGCCCACAAGGGCCAGAUGGAAUAAUGGGAACAAUGGGUCAAAUUGGACGGCCUGGACUUUAUGGUUUAGCGGGUGUGAUGGGGGCUGAAGGCUACAGAGGUGUUCCUGGGAAUCACGGUUCUAAAGGACUAUCUGGUCCUAAAGGAAAGUCUGGUAAAACUGGCAGUAAAGGCUUAAAAGGAGACCCAGGUAGUGGUCAAGUACCUCAAGAUGAUAUAGUUGCAUUUACCGUUGCCAGGGCAACAGAAAUGUCUGCGAGUAAGCCAAUCAGCAUUGAUUUCACACAUAUAUUAUCCGAUAUAAAUGGUGACUUUGACAUGGUAAACGACUCAUUCACAUGUCGAAUUCCCGGCGUCUACCUCUUCAGUUUUUCUUUUGCGUCAGAUAGCGCGACCAGUCCAUCCGUAAACAUGGUACGCAACAGCUCAAACCUCCUGGGUUCAUAUUCGACAAGUGUUUUCUCUGUUGUGCAGACGUCUACAAACAUGAUGGUUUUAAAUCUUGUGAAGGGAGACACUAUUUAUCUUGAACUCAGUACAGGGUCUAGUAUCCAUUGCAGGGGCAAGAUGCUCUGUAGUUUUACAGGGGUGCUAUUUCAUGCCACGUAGAACAUUUUCAACUGAUAUUACUACAGCUAGGCAAGUUCAACAGCAAUCAACAUCGUGUUGUUAAAAGACAACUCAUAAGUGCGUAAUUACGAGAUCACAAAAAAAAACUUUGAAAGCUUGAAGAAACAAUUGCGGUAUACAAAACGCAAGUAGUACAGUAAAGAAGAUGCUUUAGACCAGUGGUUCUCAACCUUGUUGCAUUUGUGGACCCUUUGGACCUGCAAAAAACUUUUCACGGAUCCCAUGUCUAAAUAUACUCAUUGUCCACAUCCCAACAAUUUUUUAAAAUGUAUAUAGCAAUUCUAGGUGGCCAGAAUGACACUAUCAGACUCAACAUUUAGGGCGACUCAUGGUUGAUAUUCUACCAAUAAGGUUAUGGAUAGAAGAUGGGUUCGCCAAAUUACGACAUCUGGGAUCUUCAAAUUCGACAUAGACGAGAAGGGAGGGGUGCAGACAGCAAUUUUUACAGACAGGGGAAUUAAUCUACCAUGGUUGGGGCUGAGGCAGGAAAUUCUUAUGUUUAUGGCACUUCUAAAUGGCCAGAAAUGACACUGUCAGACCCAAAAUUGGAAUGUAAUAUUCUGUUAUCCUCCAUUUACUUUUAAUUUUGUCAUAAAAAACAAAUUUAAAAUAUUCUAUCAAAUCACCAAUAAAAUAGUGGAACUAAAUUUGAACUCGUCACUUCAGACAAGUUAGGGGAUCUGCCGCACAUUUAAACUUUAACCCUCAGGAAGCAUGCACGACACGGAUUGAAAAAUAUUUAAAUGCUCAAAUUAUGGCCUAUAAAACGCUCUAAUUAAGUUAAAGAAACAUAAUUUUGAGCAUUAUAAAAGUUUUACGCACUUGUUAAUCAUGUCAUUACGCGUUUUGCACGGUAAUGGCACAGAAAGUUGACUCCUCAUAUGAGAUAUACAUAUGUCAACUCUCAUCGAAAAACGCCUGUUGGUGGGGGGUUCAGUACCAACAGUUAUAAAAUUUGACAAAGAUUUCAAGGAAAAAAGAUAAAGGGGGGGGGGGGGCGUGUAGGUGUGUCAGAAAAACAUUUAUUUCCACCAUGAUGACAUCAUCAAAAUGUAAAAAUAAGUCACAUUUAUGAAAAAAAUUGUCUCAGCUAAAAGUUUGGAGACAAUCGAUCAUGGAUAAGCGAGAUACACUCAAAUGAGUAUUUUAGUAAAUGACGUCAUAGAUAAGAAUUCGGUUUUUUGAAUUUAGAUGAUCUAUAAAAAACAUAUCUACAACUCAUGUGCUUUCAGAAUAUGUAAUGAAAUUUGGGGGUCAUCUUUCAUCCUAAGGAGCUUUAACUGCUUUCAUAUUUUCACAGUAUGAAACAAUUUACAGUGAACGAAGUCCUGGGUAUUUCAUUAUUGUCAAGGCAUGAUCCCACUGUAGUAAGACAAAAAAAAA
This is a messenger RNA of Anneissia japonica, 2635 nucleotides long. RefSeq names its product collagen alpha-1(X) chain-like. Bases 410 to 1231 code for a protein of 273 amino acids. Gene Ontology annotation, molecular function: protein binding. NCBI's taxonomy places the organism in Eukaryota, Metazoa, Echinodermata, Crinoidea, Comatulida, Comatulidae. The record is from RefSeq and is a predicted model, not a curated record. The transcript has 2 exons.